Messenger RNA from Bufo bufo (common toad), 1396 nucleotides. It is a transcript of the gene SLC35G1, whose product is annotated as solute carrier family 35 member G1. The record is from RefSeq and is a predicted model, not a curated record. Gene Ontology annotation, biological process: regulation of cytosolic calcium ion concentration; calcium ion export across plasma membrane. NCBI's taxonomy places the organism in Eukaryota, Metazoa, Chordata, Amphibia, Anura, Bufonidae. Gene Ontology annotation, cellular component: endoplasmic reticulum membrane; plasma membrane. The transcript has 3 exons. Bases 54 to 1268 code for a protein of 404 amino acids.
UGGUGGCACUGGGCACAUACAGAUUACCGGCUUAAGAGGAUACCGGGGCCGCCAUGGGCUACGAUGACCGGGAAGUUAGUGAAGAGGGGCCGGAGGCCAUAGACCUGGAGGGACUCAACCGAAUUCCCCCUCCAGAUGAAAAUGAUUGCCUGCAGAAAUCCUCGUGGGACGGUGACGAGCAGUGUACUGUCUGUGCAGAGGGGGACAGUGCAGAUCCAGGUGACAGCCCCUUCUCCGCUGGAUGUCCCCCGGGAGGGGACACAAAGGACAAGCAGCCCUGCUGUCCCUGCACCUCCUGUGUCUGCCUGCUGGUGACAGAUGAGGAGACUGGGAAAAAGAAAUGUAAGUGCCCGGGUCUUGGGAUCUACUACACCAUUUUGUCCGCUCUGUUCUUCUCCUUAAGCUCCUUGUUGGUUAAGAAGAUUGAAGAUAUGCAUUCUGUGGAAAUUAGCGCCAUUCGCUGUGUUUUUCAGAUGAUUUUUGUGCUUCCGGGUUUAAUUUAUUACAAGACUGGGUUUUUAGGACCCAAGGAUCAAAGGAUUUUCCUUUGCCUCAGAGGGCUCCUUGGCUCCACGGCCAUGAUACUGCUAUAUUAUGCCGUCCAGUCCAUGCCCUUGGCAGACGCCACUGUUAUCACCUUCAGCAGCCCAGCCUUUACUUGCAUAUUUGCCUGUAUAUGCCUCAAGGAGAAGUGCACCGUCUGGGACAUUGUGUUCAUGCUCUUCACCAUCACUGGAGUCGUUCUCGUAGCUCGACCUCCAUUUUUGUUUGGACCCAACAAUGACAGCCUUGAGGAUGAUUAUUCCAACCACAUGAACGGAACUAUCGCCGCCGUGUUUUGUGCGAUCGGUGCUUCAUUAACUUUUGUGCUGCUGAGAAAAAUGGGCAAGUCCGUGCAUUACCUGCUGUCCAUCUGGUACUAUGCUGUCAUUGGCCUCAUUGAGUGUGUCAUUGUCCUGUUUGUCAUAGGUGCCUGGACCCUGCCUUACUGUGGGCUAAACAGAUGGCUUCUGGUACUUAUUGGUCUCCUGGGCCUGGGAGGCCAAAUCUUUCUGGUUAAAGCUUUACAGAUUGAGAAAGCCGGGCCGGUGUCUGUCAUGAGGACCAUGGACGUGGUUUUUGCUUUUAUUUUUCAGACCCUUUUCCUCCACCACAUUCCCACAUGGCUGACAAUCGGCGGGGCUCUAUGCAUUGUCGCCAGCACGGCUGGUACUGCCAUCCUCAAGUGGUACACGAGCUCAAGGAAAGCGAAGCAGAUCGAAUUGUAAAUCAUACAUGGGAAAGAGUGUCUAAGGGGUCAUGCACACGGCCGUGGCCCCAUUGAGUCCUGCAUACGGCGGGUCCGCAAUACACGGGCACUGGCCGUGUGCAUCACAGAUUGCGGACCCAUUCACUU